Molecule: messenger RNA, 1122 nt
Organism: Puntigrus tetrazona (Sumatra barb)
Lineage: Eukaryota; Metazoa; Chordata; Actinopteri; Cypriniformes; Cyprinidae
Gene: nsl1
Product: NSL1 component of MIS12 kinetochore complex
Exons: 6
Coding region: 20-745 (241 amino acids)
Biological process (GO): mitotic sister chromatid segregation
Cellular component (GO): MIS12/MIND type complex; kinetochore
Source: RefSeq, a predicted model, not a curated record
UGAAAAAUAAGCGGCAGCCAUGGAGGCCGAUCGCGAGAGCGGGACGGAUUUUAGAAUAAACGUCAAGUCGAAAAAACACGUCCGUGAGCAGCUUGAAAGGUAUAAAGGCUUAUUUAAAAAGUUGCUCGAUGGCCAGUCCCACAUUUCUGAGGAGGACAAAUCUAAACUGCUGCAAGAAAUGAUCGUGAACUUUGAAUUUACGGUGCAAGAAAAUCUCGUUAUCGGUGGCUUGUCCUGGGACGAGGUGCCGGAGCAUUAUUGUGAAGACUAUGACAGCGCAAUAAAUGACGUUCUGGAUGAGAAAAUAGUAGAAACCGCCUGCAAACGCAGCUCUCACCCAAAGCAAAUACGCAACCAGGUUGUUCGAUCUUUAAGAGCAGAAAGGAAACUUCUGGGUUUGUAUGAACAGGCGGUAAAACCACAAGACCUAAAGCCAGACCCCGUUCAAGACACUGUCAUUAAAAAUGUAUCAGAUGCUGCACCUGCAAUGUUCAAACAAGCCGGCACAGUUAUGAGGUCUCUGAAAAGUCUGAAGCAGGCAGCUGAGGGCUUGCGUCAAGUGCUUGACAUGCAGCCUUCAGCGGAGUCGGUGGAGAUCUACAAUGAAGUGUUUGGCAGUUCAGUAGGAGAUGUCUGUUCAGACCUCCACCACAGACUUCCCUGCACUAUCAAAAGAGCUGCGUCUGAUGCAGAAUACAGUGCAGACUAUGUACCUGCUCCAAAAACCGUCCAAAUGACUGAUUAAUGUGUAUCUCUGUGUGUGUCGUUUUUUUUUGUGGGAAUAGAGAAGGGCAGCAUAGGAGUACCGUAUUCAUUCCUGUUAUUAAAUAAGUGUUUUGUAUGUUGAUUCUUACCAGUAUAAUGUAAAUAAAUGUUCACUAAAUGUUUUGUUCGUAUAGUUAAAAAUGAAAAUAAGUUUUCUUUUUCAUUUACAAUAAAUGAUGACUUUUGUGCUGAUGCGGUCCAGCUUCAUACCACAAGAUGUUGUUGGUCUACCAGUAUUGGUUUCCUAAUGAUGGUACUUUCUGAACACGUUUUUAUUAAACGUGGACAAACAGGGCCUUUUUAUGUUUGUAUCACAUGUGAACAAUGCUGAAAAAUAAACAAUUCUCCUAGCACAUU